AUGGUCAUGGUCAUGGUGGUCAUGGUCAUGGUGGUCAUGGUCAUGGCCAUGUUCAUGGUCAUGGUCAUCGGGAUGGUCAUGAAUGGAGAGGAGUUUGCGGCCGCGUCGGGCAUGUUGGAAUGCUGCGUCGGCGGCUGCGCGUGCCUUGAGGCCUUCUGCAUGUCUCCUAGCGCGGUCAUGCACGGUCUUGUGCAGGCUAUCGGCGACCUUUCUGUGCAUCUCAGCCUUUUUCACGUGCGGGUCCUCGCCCUCCUUGGCGGGGACGACGAAGGCGAACUUGCCGUGGUCGGCGUUGCGGCGCUCGUAGAGAGAAUGCGGGUGGCCCGGCAUGCGGACGAUGAUGUCGACGGGCAUGGUACCCUUGCCCGUCGAGACGGUGUACUCGCCGAGCACUUUGGACGCGGGCGACGCCUCUUCCGUGAAGCAGCGGCGCUCGCCGGAUUGCAGGUAGAACUGGAAGGAGAGGGCGGGGAGAAGGCAGAGGGCGAGGGAGAGGAGAAAGGGAAGAGGGGAGCGGGAGCGGGCGGUGCGGCGCAUCGUGCAGAGGAGGGGGAGGACGCGACCAGGCGCGUCGGACGGGCGUUCAGCUCAGCGGUGAAGGAAGAUUGGGGAGGGGGUGGAGAGGGGGUGGUCUUGUGGAGAGGGGGGUAG
Messenger RNA from Chondrus crispus (carragheen), 651 nucleotides. RefSeq lists its product as hypothetical. Lineage: Eukaryota; Rhodophyta; Florideophyceae; Gigartinales; Gigartinaceae. The record is from RefSeq and is a predicted model, not a curated record. The coding region runs from base 1 to 651 and encodes 216 amino acids. The transcript has a single exon.